GUAGAUUUAUUCACUCCAUGUUAGAAAGCACGUGUAACAUGUUUCUAUGCAGUUAACCUCGCGUCGGAAAAUAUUUUUGGAUUUGUUUCUGUGAAUUUUUUUAAAUCAAUCAUGACAAAAAAAGAACUAAAACGUAAACGGACCGAUAAUGUUAAUAAGGAAAAUAUAUCGCAAGUUGAAGUUUUACCAGCAAAAAGAGUAUCAGAUGAGCCACCACCAAAAAAGGUAAAAUGGAUUAAUAGGCAAAGAGUAUUGGUAUUUGCUACUAGAGGAAUCAGUUAUAGACAUCGUCAUCUUAUGGAUGAUUUAAAAACUCUCAUGCCUCAUCAUCGUUCUGAAUCUAAAAUGGAACAUACUAAAAAUUUGCAAGUAGUCAAUGAAAUGUGUGAAAUGAAAAACUGUAACAAAUCAAUAUUGUUUGAAGGCAGAAGAAAAAGAGAUUUAUAUUUAUGGUUUUCUAACGUCUCUGUAGGACCAUGUGCAAAAUUUCUUGUUGAAAAUAUUUAUACUAUGGGAGAAUUAAAAAUGACUGGAAAUUGUUUGAAAGGUUCCAGACCAUUGCUAUCAUUUGAUGAAAACUUUGAUGCAAAACCACAUUAUAGUUUGUUGAAAGAAUUGUUUGUACAAAUCUUUGGUGUUCCUAAUCAUCAUCCUAAGAGUCAACCAUUUUUUGAUCAUAUAUAUACAUUUACUGUAUUGGACAAUAGAAUAUGGUUUAGAAAUUUUCAGAUUUUAACAGAAGAUGGAGGUUUAGCUGAAAUAGGUCCAAGAUUUGUAUUAAAUCCAAUAAAAAUAUUUGUUGAUAGUUUUUGUGGAGAAAUACUUUGGGAUAAUCCAUCUUAUGUUUCCCCUGCUAAGUUUCGACAAUCUUUGAAGAAAAAUACUGCUGGUAAAUAUAUAAAUAAAGUACAACAGAAAAUAGCACAAGAGGCUAGUAAGCCAAAAAAAUCAUAUUCAUUGAAUCCCUUGGAUGAAAUAUUUAAAGGUGAUCCAUUAGAAAAAGCAUUAGAAUUACAAAAAAAAGAAAUAAAACAAGUACAGGAUAAUGAUGACAAACAGAAAAAAGUUCAAAAACAUAGUAAGAAACAGUUAAGAAAGAAAGUAGUAAAGUGUAAUUCCAAAAAGAAAAAAAAAAAUUAGUAAUAUAAUAUUGCAUUCAAAAAU
Messenger RNA from Frieseomelitta varia, 1164 nucleotides. Its product is annotated as ribosome biogenesis protein BRX1 homolog. The transcript has 4 exons. Gene Ontology annotation, cellular component: nucleolus. The record is from RefSeq and is a predicted model, not a curated record. Gene Ontology annotation, molecular function: rRNA binding. Lineage: Eukaryota; Metazoa; Arthropoda; Insecta; Hymenoptera; Apidae. The coding region runs from base 112 to 1140 and encodes 342 amino acids. Gene Ontology annotation, biological process: rRNA processing; ribosomal large subunit assembly.